GCUCUAAACGUAUUUUAAUAGAAGACCCCAGUCCUGGCCAAUUCAUUCGCUCCUCCUUGUUUAGUCAAAAGAGUUAUGGCCGUGGUAGUGGCUGUGGGAGCUGGCACAAAGGCUACAUGUGGCGCUCUCUCAUUAUGUUCAACUUAGGCACAGCCCUCUGUGAAAACUGCGGGAAGUUCUGCUCCCCGUAGGCUGCCACGGAAGAAUAAUACAGCCGUUGAUGUCUCCAAAGGGAUACCCCACCACGCUAUUAUAUCCUCGCUGCUAACGAGGGGUUCAUACGCCUUUGAUAUAAUCUGACUGUAGAAAUCCGUCUAAAUCUCCGGGCGCUUAAAAUAAAUCCUAUUGGAAACGGGUUUUCUUCACCUGCUCCAGCAGGCGAGGUUACGGGAAAAGGCACGCAGGAGUGACAUGCAUGUUAAAACGGGCCAACCGUUUUCAUUAGCACAUUACAACUCCACUCACACGACAUCGCGGAACACGACAUGAUGAAAACACUCACACGACAUGAGGAAAACACUCACACGACAUGAGGAAAACACUCAAGUAGCCCAGUAUUUAAAUAAAACCGCUUCUUGAGUGGAUGCGUAUAAGAGCUACUUUGAUCUGAACAGAUACAUUUGAUUACUAGACAUGGAGGAAAACAUACUUCUUGAUAGAUAAAAUCAAUGUGAAAGUGAUCUAUGUCACAGAAACAAACUCAAACUCACAGAAACAAAGUCAAGGAAGAUCAAACUGUGCCAUUAUAAUACAACUACACAAAAAUGACUUCUGUCCUAGAAAUGUGCCAAAUAAAAUGAUAUUCAUCUUGGCAGGUGAGAGACCCCUUGGACUGAACUACCUUGUUUGCAUGAAAUUCCCGAAUCCAGUCUGAGGAAGACAAAAAAAAAAUGUGAUAAAAUGUACAACAAACCAGGAAGUGGAUUUUGGUGCCAAGUUCUUUGCUUCAAGGAAUUUCUAAAUAGGCUUAAAGGCCCCUUUCCCUUUCAAAGCAGGGAUUGGUCACACUUCAUCUCAUUUGCAUGUGGCUCUCUAUAAACCCCCCCGCCAUUGCAGAUCUCUCCAUUUGCGUUAAAGGUUUGAGGACGCAAGCACCAACGUGUGCGCACCAGGGAUACACUUUUAUCCAAGGUUCAGAAAGAACAGUGUGCCAAUGAAACUACGGCAAAUUUAAACUGACAAGUGCUUUUGAUUUAAUAAAAGCGUCUAUUUCUUAGUGCUGAAGCUCAGCUGAGUUUGGUCACGGACAUGGGUGACAGGCGAAACUCUCUAUUCUCGUGGCAACGGAGGAUGAUUUUCACCUUUACGUGCGCACUGGCUUUUCUGCCAGCGUUCAUCGAUGGAAGGACCAUGAAAUACCAAACCUAUGAAGAAGACGCCCCAGGUACAGUCAUCGGCAACCUGGCCAAGGACAUGUCUAUCAGUCUGUCACUGGGGGGCAAGGCCAAUUUCAGGAUGAUGAAACAGUUCAAUUCCUCUUUUAUCCGACUGAGAGAAUAUGAUGGACAACUAACUAUCGGGGAGAGAAUCGACAGAGAAAAAAUUUGUAAGCAUUCUCUUCAGUGUCUCAUUGCUUUCGACGUUGUCAGUUUUUCUAAAGAACAGUUCAAAUUAAUUCAUGUCGAAGUGGAGGUGAAAGACAUCAAUGACAACUCUCCCGAGUUCUCCCGGAGAGAAUCUACCCUUGAAAUCUCAGAAAAUACGGCAGUGGGCACCCGAAUCCCCCUUGAUGUGGCUGUAGACGAGGACGUGGGCACAAACUAUAUACAGAACUACCAGAUUUCAGUCAAUAGUCACUUUACUAUUGAUGUUCUGAGCAGAGCGGAUGGGGUUAAAUAUGCGGAGCUGGUUCUAAUGAAAGAACUGGACAGGGAGACACAGGCAUCCUAUGCACUGGAGCUCGUCGCAGCCGACGGCGGAAACCCAUCCAGGUCCGGCACCACCAGAAUCAACGUCAAGGUGAAAGACUACAAUGACAAUAGCCCCGUAUUCGACCGGAACAACUUCUCUGUCGAUUUACCUGAAGACUCACCGGUUGGAACUCUGCUUCUGGAUCUUAACGCAGUUGACCCGGACGAGGGCUUAAAUGGGGAAGUUGUGUACGGGUUUGGAAAUCAAGUGCCCUCAGAAAUCCGUCAACUUUUUAAAGUGGACCGAAAAUCUGGACGACUGACCCUCGAAAGCCCCAUUGAUUAUGAAAGCAAGAAAACGUACGAGUUUGACGUCCAGGCGUCUGAUUUAGGUCCAAAUCCGAGCCCUACUAUUUGCAAAAUAAUCAUUCAGGUGCAGGACGUGAAUGACAACGCGCCAGAAAUCAGCAUUACCCCGAUGACCUCUAUCACAGCGGGCAUUGCCUACAUCACUGAGGCGGCUGCGAAGGACAGCUUUGUCGCUCUAAUCAGCACCUCGGACAGAGACUCCGGGGCGAAUGGCCAGGUUCACUGUACCCUGUACGGGCAUGACCACUUCAAACUUCAGCAGGCUUACGAGGACAGCUACAUGAUUGUCACCACAUCACCUUUGGACAGAGAAAAGAUCCCUGAAUACAAUUUGACAGUGGUGGCUGAAGACCUGGGCUCUCCGCCUUUCAGGACGAUAACGCAAUACACAAUCAGACUGAGCGACGAGAACGACAACGCCCCUGUCUUUAGCAAACCUGUGUAUGAAGUAGCGGUCGUGGAAAACAAUGCGCCUGGUGCCUACAUUACAACUGUGGUGGCGAGGGACUUGGACCUGGCGCACAAUGGCAAAGUGACCUACAAGCUGGCGGACUCAUACAUCAUGGGAUCACCGGUGUCGACAUAUGUCUCCCUGGACCCCGCCACGGGUUCACUGUACGCGCUGCGAAGUUUCAACUAUGAGGUCAUCAAACAGCUAGAUCUGCGAGUCCAAGCGAGCGACGGGGGGUCGCCGCAGCUCCACAGCACCGCGACCAUCAACCUAAAAAUAGUUGAUCAGAAUGACAACCCGCCGUCCAUCACACAGCCCGCCCUCAAUAACGGCUCCGCAGAAGUUCUACUGCCUAAAGAUGCCCCUUCGGGUUAUGUUAUAACCCAGAUAAAUGCCAGGGACGCGGACGAGGGCGCCAAUUCAGAGCUGUCCUACAAAAUAACCUCUGGCGAAGUCUCGUUGUUCUCCAUCAACAAAGCCAGCGGAGAGAUCUAUCUAAAUCGCGAGCUGAACUACGAUGUCGACGAAAGCUUGCGAGUCACAGUCACAGUCAGUGACAACGGCAGACCCUCUUUGACUUCCACAGCUACUAUACACUUCACAAUAAUAGCCGGAGCUCCCCCCAGCGACCGAACCAUUUUCAGGCACUCUAGCAACGGGGAGUCCGGUGAAUGGGACCUUUCAAUUGUCAUCAUUGUUGUCCUUGCCGGGAGCUGCACCUUGCUACUGCUAGCCAUCAUACUCAUUGCCACCACCUGCAACAAACGCAAAGCAGUCAAGAGAGGACACGAUUUCGACCUAGACAAAGAUGGCAUGGCGAAUAUGGAGGGUGGGAAGAACAACAGUGACCAGCUCAUUCCCAUCCACAGCGAGAACGUGUUUGACGUGCAUCCCUACACAAACAAGCCUUCUUUCGCGGGCUCUCUCCAGACAGGAAGCGACACCUGCUCCAACUCCGAAGACGGCACUGAGGCCACCUGCACCUAUGAGCCAGACAACAAAACCCACGUCGCCAAACUCGAGGGAUAUUCUACGCUGCCAGGCUACGGAAAGGAAACCCUCAGACCCAUUACCAUAUGGAAAGGCAACUCCUUCACAACCAUCUCAGCACGAGAUCCACAGUUCAGCGGGAAGGAUAGCGGGAAAGGAGACAGCGAUUUCAACGACAGUGAUUCUGAUAUCAGCGGGGAUGGUCUAAAAAAGGACCAGAGUAACGCACAGAAUGGUUUGUGGGCAUGCACUAGUGAAUGCAAGAUUCUCGGCCACUCAGAUCGAUGCUGGAGUCCUUCAGCUACCCGGGCGAAUAGCAACUCGGCUCAUGGACAGCAUCUCUCGUCAUUCGCCAAGACGGCCUCGCUUCCCAGGGACACCCUGCGCAGAGACAACUAUUACCAGGCGCAUUUACCCAAAACCGUGGGCCUGCAGAGCGUCUAUGAGAAAGUCUUGCACAGAGAAUACGACUACAUGUUGGUCACCCCUCCAAGACCUGUGAGGGUGCAAGAAAUCAAUGAUAUUACAAUUCCUGUGUAUUCACCCACGACAUCACGCUGUUCAACUAAUGAAGUCUGAGGCUUCUGUAUGCGCUUUAUUUUUAAGUUAAUUAUGUAUUUGAAACCAGCUAGUUGCUGCAAAUGUAUGACAAUAUUAUUAUCAUUGUUAUUAUUAUCAUCAUUAUUAUUUUACAGAGAAAAUAUAUGCCAACAUAUAAUAUUUGUGUAGAGUGCAUUUUGAUGUCAGUCCUCGUCCAAUGUCGAUCUAUCCAAUCAGUGGACUUUGUUGAACAUACUAUGUAUAUUGGGAUUUUGUAAAUACAGAGUAUAUUUUUAUAAUGUUAUUGAAAAGAAGACAGAUUGUGAAUCUGAGAGUAUUUUAUUUUAAUGGCAUGUUUAUUAUUUAAAAGGCCCCGAGGUUCAUUUGUAUGGCCAAUAAGCCCUAUGUAUCAAGUUGAUAACAUUGUACGAAUAUAUUUGAAUGCCAAAUGUGUUUCUCUUAUUGCUCAAGUUUCUAUAACAUACAUUGAAAAUAAACUACUGAACAUAA
Molecule: messenger RNA, 4710 nt
Organism: Alosa alosa (allis shad)
Lineage: Eukaryota; Metazoa; Chordata; Actinopteri; Clupeiformes; Clupeidae
Product: protocadherin-8-like
Exons: 3
Coding region: 1249-4239 (996 amino acids)
Biological process (GO): homophilic cell-cell adhesion
Cellular component (GO): plasma membrane
Molecular function (GO): calcium ion binding
Source: RefSeq, a predicted model, not a curated record